Molecule: messenger RNA, 2934 nt
Organism: Endocarpon pusillum Z07020
Lineage: Eukaryota; Fungi; Ascomycota; Eurotiomycetes; Verrucariales; Verrucariaceae
Exons: 8
Coding region: 1-2934 (977 amino acids)
Molecular function (GO): ADP binding; protein binding
Source: RefSeq, a predicted model, not a curated record
AUGGACCGUCUUCUCAAGGAAAGAUGGGAAAGCCUGUUCGAAAAGGCGAAAUGCGAAUUAACAAAAGCAAAAUGCAGCAACACUUUAUCUACAGAGUCGAUACGAGAGCUGAAGGAUGCCCUGAAUCGUUCUAGCACCGUUUUUGGACGACUUGAAGCCGUACAGUUAUUGAAUAAAAUCCAGCCUAGUCUUCUGCAUGUCCAGACUUACGUCGGCGCCAUCACUUCCGCUUCGCAGUAUCGUCCGAUUGGGUGCUUGGUGUGGAGUGGCAUUCAAGCAGUUCUCCAGUGUGCAGCUUCCGGUCCGAAUUCGUUAGAAGAAGUGUAUGACAUGGUCGGAGAGCUGAAUUACACUCUUGCGAACAUCGAACGUGACCUCACGCUGUACCCAGAUCGGGAGGAGCUACAGUGGCAUCUCCAAGAUAUCUACGAAGACUUCUUGAGUUUUUGCAUUGUCUCUGUCCGAUAUUUCCAAAACCCGCCAGGAUGGAAUUUGUUUUCAUAUCUUUGGAAUUCUUCGCCUCAGCGAAAACUCAAAGCAACCAAGACUCGGAUAGAAAAGCAUAUACAGCGUUUCAAAGACGAGGUGCAGGCCAUCCAUCGGGAGGAACGCAAAAUCAACGCGAUUGAAAAAUUUAGGAAUUUGGAUUUUUAUGGAAGGGAAGAAGAAAUGACCAGCAUAUAUAAAAGAUUUUCACCGCGGAACGCUGCAGAACCAGGGAAUGAGGAGAGAUUGAACCUAAAGCCCACAUUCUGUGUCAUCCAUGGCCUUCCGGGGGUCGGUAAGACUCAGGUUGCGCUGGAGUAUACGCAUCGUUUUGAAGAUGAUUAUGAUGCUUUAUUUUGGCUUCCUAGUGAACAGGAGCCGCAGCUCGCCAACCAUGUUGCAGGCAUACUUCGCCGUCUCAAAAAUGGUGAUCCUGACUUCGGUAGGAUCGUCGGUAAUGAGCACGAUCAAUUACAGCCGACUGAAGCAGUACGUAACUGGUUACAGUAUACAAAUCGUGUUUGGAUUCUUGUUUUUGACAAUGUGGAAGACAUCUCUGACGUUGAACGCUAUAUUCCACAGCGGAGUAGAACCCGAGGCUCCGUUUUAAUCACCACGCAGAACCCAAAUUUCCGGAAGUUGGAUAUGGACUUUCACAAAUUGCCAGUCUCUAGUCUUGAUCAAGAUGCAUCUAUCGAGCUUCUUUUCAGAUAUCUUGACCAGAAGACCACGGACGAUGACGAGCGCUUGGCGGCUGCGGAGAUGACGGACUUUUUUGGAGGCUUACCAAUUGCUAUUGCGACUAUUGCAGGGGCUAUCAAAGAAGCUCAAAGCUCACCAAAAGACUUUCUACUAACAAUGAAACACUCCUCGGAUUUCUGGAGGGACGAUCAGAAUCCUUAUACUGCAAGCUAUGAACGGAGUCUGGAUAAAGUGUUUGAGAUAGCUCUCCAAGAGCUGCAGCAGCGCAACAAGAAUGCUCGAAAACUUGUCAAUAUACUCGCAUUCUUAAAUCCUGAUUCGAUUCCGGAAAGCAUACUACUAGCUGCGCCAAAUCAACCAGAAGUCGAAUUUUUAAGACAUAAGGAUCAACUAACCGAGAUGGUGCGUACGCUAAGUCGGCGUCAGCUUGUUAAGCGGGAAGUGUCUGAAGGUGAAGGCUACCUUACCAUACACAGGAGCUUGCAAUGGAGCAUCAUCCUUGAGCUGAGUCGAAACAAUGACCAGCGCUGGGGAGUUUACCAACAAGCUUUUGUACUCCUUCGUCGAGGUUUGCCUAUAAGCUCUCCCUUACAAGAGCCCGAACCAGAGAAAUGGCCUGAUUUUCAACAAUUCAGCCCGCAAGUCCUGAGUCUGCGAAAUCACUGCUUGUGGCCGACCCCAGCCGUCGACUUCCCCGUGGAUUUUGCCCGGAUGCUAGGUGACCUAGGAACGUACAUGUGGCAUGCCGGACUAAUGUCUGAUGGUGCCAAAGCUUUGGAAACCGCCGAAGAAAUACUGGACGAGCGAGGCAUUCCCAAGUUUAACGCACUUCGCAGCGAUAUCCUAGCCAAUCUUGGCGCACUUUCCGGCUUCUCUGGUGUGAGCGACCGACGCGAAAGUAUGAAGCGUCGUUCUAAUGCUCUUGAUAUUCGUAAAAGGAAGUUUGAAAAAACCCCAGAAAACCAGUUGACGCGGCUGGACCACGUUCGUUACAUCAACGCAGAAAGCGACCUAGCCUUUGGAUAUUUACAAGAAGAACGUCUGGAUGAAGUCAAGCAUAUAAUGGAGCGCUGUUUGCGUGAGUACCAAACCUGGGGUGACGAAGACGAGAUUCCUUUUGAGUACGCCAAAUACCACUACCUGAUGUCUUUCGUGUUUGCCUCUCAAAGCUUGCCUGCAAAAGCACUGGAAUCUGGUGAGCAUGCUUUAUGCCUCGUGUCUAAAGCUGCCGGAGCAGAACACGGCAUGACGCAAUUGUGGAAAUUUGGUCUUGCAAAUCUUUACUACCACAGCCAAAAUCUCCCGCAGGCUCUUACCUUGAAUAAGGAAAUUCUUGAUGCGCGAAAGAGGACCUGUGGCGAAUUCAACGGCUUUACGCUUGAAAGCUAUUCUACCUAUGGAGCUUUGCUGCAUCACAAUGGUAGAUCAGAGGAAGCAGAUCAAUGCUUCAAAAUAUGCCUUCAGCGCCGGAAAAGGGGGCAGUGGGACCGGGAAGGGGUAGCGCGAGCCCAGUACCGCUAUCACUUCGUCCUGGAUCGCCUAGGAAAGCAAGAACAAGCUGCCGAAGAGUUGAAAUUGGCCAGGCUUGCAAGAGAUCAACUGCUCAAGGAAAAUGAAGGAUACCUUGAAUUUGAUCGGAGUCGAGAUGAGUUGGAAAUCUUUGACCAGCUUUGUUCUAUGUGGGCCGGACGAUUUACAGGAAAGAUUGCACGGAUGCAGGGGCGGUCUGACUCGGGUUCGGUAUAA